AUGACCUCUCGUCCAGUCCGCCGUGGCCAAGGCCUGGCUGCUGAACGACGCCGCCUCCAGCAGGAGCAGGAGCGGGAUGAGUACCAACACCCAAACCAACUACGCUACCAACACCACCUCCAAUACCGCCGACACCAACAUCAGCUUCAUCAUCGACGAAAGUCAACCCUGACAUCGGUUAUUGGCACUGCACGCACCACCUCUCCUGCACGCAUGCGCUUCCCACAAGGCGCACGCACGCUUCGUAUCAAGUUCGUGCUCCUGGCACUGCCGGCUUCGAUCGUGCUCAUCUUUCUCACCUCGGUCUUCUACCGUCGUGACCUUCACUCGCAGCGUGUGUUCACGCAUUCCAAGAGCAACGACGUUCUCCCCACGUCGAAAUGGACGGGCGAGCAGCAAGACCGACGUGAACAGUGCUGGGCGCAGUGGGUCAGCACUGGCACUGUGUGCAAGGGUCCACCCAACUUCUGGUCACCCCAAGACCGUUUGGACCUGGUAUGGAUGUGGAACAAUGCGAGUCUGACCUCGUCGCCGUCUUCGCUGCAAAGCAAAGACUCAAGCAGGACUGUUUCGGACCUGCUCCGCUAUUCUUUUCGAUCAGCACAGCGAUACAUGCAAUCUGGCUUUGGCACCGUCACUCUACUGACACCGGAUGUUCCGAUCGCACCCAGCACAGACUCGGCAGCAGCAUGUACGCACGCUUAUACCGAUUCUCAAGGACUCGCGAACUCGGGUCAGCGUCCCUGUUGGCUCAGCACGGCCGACCCGGUGUAUGAACCGCCGUCGCUUCUGCACCACCGCCAGGUCGCCUGCGCAGACGAGAGCGGUCUGGCCAAGCACCGCUGUGCAGAUGCCGCGUCGAGCGUCGCUGCAUCUGCGUCCGCAUCCGACUCGCUGCUGCUUGCUGCCGUGGCACCCGAGCUAUCCGACGUCCGCCUGGCCAUUUCACCACAUCACAUCUUUGCAGCUCCCGUGUCGGCGAGCGACUUUUGGACGCCAUUGUACGGCCCCGUCUUCCGUCUGGGCUCCAGUGCAGAAACCGACGAGAUUCCCAUCGCGAACGCCGAUGCUGUCGGCACACUUGCUGAGGAUGCUCCUAUCAUCCGUGCCAACGCGCUUCUCAAUCAGAGGUUCGGAGAACGUCCGAGAAGAAAGCUUCUGGAUCUGCCUCAGCCCAUUUCGAAAACGGUUGUUGCAGAAUUGCAACAGACGUGGCCGAACCAGCUCGACCUAUCCUCCUCGCACGAUCUCGGAACGCUGCACGCUCACUACACAGCAGAGAGGUACCGCGAAGCACUCUUGUGGUCGUUCCUCGUUGCAAAGCAUGACCGCGAUGCGGACGGAGUCUACUCGACGCAGGAAGCUACAGCUUUGCUUCGAGAUCUUGGCGCGGCCGACAUGCGCAAUCCUUCGUUCCCUGUCGUCCAUUUGCCGAUGCGGAGCUCGCUGGAAAGUUCGACCGUGGCACUUCACCUGAAACACGCAAGUCUCACGGCGCGCUUGUCACACCAGUUCUUGCAGAGCUCGAUUGACGGAUCUGCAUUUUAUGUUCCGCGGUCGUCAUCCGAGUCAUCUCUCGGGGGCGGCAACGUUGGUUCGGAUGCGGAUGCAGCAGACGCAACGCAGACGCAGAAGACCGAGGCCUGCAAGCUCGAAAUGGUCUGCGUCCAGUCGCUGUUGAUGGCCAAUGGAAGCACUGUCAAGCCCAGCGUGUCCGAGUUGUUUUCGCAGGUUACCUACCGAUUGCCCUCGUGCGGCGACUGCAUGGUUCUGCAUCUGGUGGGCAAAUCGGGCCUCCAAGGUCUCUCUGCAUUCUUACCAGACGACGAGCUGGUCAUGCCACCGCUUGCGGCCUUGCCCUCGCCACCGACGUUCGAAAAGGUCGAUGUCUCGAUCAAGCCUGCAUCCGGCAGCACUGAAAAGAAGCGCUUGGAUGUCGUGACUGGAUUGCUAUCGCGCUACAUGCACUCGAUCAUCCUCGAAGAGACGUUCGUCACGCCAGCCAUGACGAAUCGCUCGGCUACUGCAGAGAGCCUAUCCACGCUUGAAUUUUUCGACAAUUCGUCGGCGUUCGGCUUCAGGCAGCACGGCUCGCCCUCGCCGACACCCCGAGCAGAAGACACGUGGAUCUGGGUCAAGUAUGUACGCGCCUGGCUGUCGGUGCGAUACCCUCUCGUAAUGCGUUUCGAGUCACACACCUCCGAGCUCUAG
Molecule: messenger RNA, 2211 nt
Organism: Sporisorium graminicola
Lineage: Eukaryota; Fungi; Basidiomycota; Ustilaginomycetes; Ustilaginales; Ustilaginaceae
Exons: 1
Coding region: 1-2211 (736 amino acids)
Biological process (GO): carbohydrate phosphorylation; N-glycan processing to lysosome
Cellular component (GO): Golgi apparatus
Molecular function (GO): UDP-N-acetylglucosamine-lysosomal-enzyme N-acetylglucosaminephosphotransferase activity
Source: RefSeq, a predicted model, not a curated record